Molecule: messenger RNA, 2308 nt
Organism: Paralichthys olivaceus (Japanese flounder)
Lineage: Eukaryota; Metazoa; Chordata; Actinopteri; Pleuronectiformes; Paralichthyidae
Source: RefSeq, a predicted model, not a curated record
AUGUCUCAAGUUGUAUGGAAAUUGUUCCACUGGCAGGGUAACGACCAGUGUUCCCAGUGCACCCAUGCCCAGGAUGGCCCUCAUUGCGUGCCGCGCUGCCCCCAUGGUGUCCCAGGGGACGGAGACACGCUGGUGUGGAAAUAUGCCGAUGACACAAGCCAGUGUCAGGCCUGUCACCAGAACUGCACUGAGGGGUGUUCAGGUCCGGGUCUGUCAGGAUGUACAGGUGCUGCUGGUCACUCCAUGUUGGCGGUGGGCGUGGUCAGCGGACUCUUGGUAGCUGUCAUUGUUCCAUUGGUCAUCUUUGUGUUGCUACGGCGACAACGAAUCAGGAGGAAGAGGACUCUUCGGCGCCUCCUGCAGGAGAGAGAGCUGGUGGAGCCGUUGACUCCGAGCGGUGAAGCUCCGAAUCAGGCACUGCUGAGAAUCCUGAAGGAGACAGAGUUUAAAAAGGUUCGGGUCCUCGGCUCCGGGGCUUUUGGCACUGUCUUCAAGGGUCUGUGGAUUCCUGAGGGAGAGAACGUGAAGAUCCCAGUCGCCAUCAAAGUUCUGAGAGAAGCAACAUCACCUAAAGCCAACCAAGAAAUCCUGGACGAGGCAUAUGUCAUGGCGAGUGUGGAUCACCCUCAUGUGUGUCGUUUGCUGGGAAUCUGUCUGACUUCGUCGGUCCAGCUGGUGACGCAGCUGAUGCCAUACGGCUGCUUGCUGGACUACGUCCGACACCACAGGGGCCACGUCAGCGCCAAGUGGCUCCUGAACUGGUGCGUCCAGAUCGCCAAGGGGAUGAGCUACCUGGAGGAUCGUCACCUGGUGCAUCGAGACCUGGCGGCGAGGAACGUCCUGGUGAAAACUCCUAACCACGUCAAAAUCACUGACUUCGGCCUGGCCAAGUUACUAACGGCUGAUGAGAAGGAGUACCACGCUGACGGAGGAAAGGUUCCCAUUAAGUGGAUGGCAUUGGAGUCGAUCGUCCAGUGGACGUACACACACCAGAGUGACGUGUGGAGCUACGGUGUGACUGUGUGGGAGCUGAUGACCUUUGGCUCCAAACCGUACGAUGGAAUCCCGGCGAGCGAGAUCGCCUCAGUGCUGGAGGGAGGAGAUCGGCUGCCUCAGCCUCCCAUCUGCACCAUUGACAUCUACAUGAUCAUGGUCAAAUGUUGGAUGAUCGAGCCGUCGUGUCGUCCCAGGUUCAGAGAACUGACGGUGGAGUUUUCUAAAAUGGCCAGCGAUCCGUCCAGAUACCUGGUGAUACAGGGCGACCUGCCCAGUCCUUCAGACAGCAGGUUUUACUCUCGUCUGUUGAGCUCUGACGACACUGACGACGUGGUGGAUGCUGACGAAUACUUGCUGCCUUAUAAAGGACUGGGUAACCAUGAUAACCAGCACUGCAACGCCAUGAACGGUCGACCAAUCAGAGAGAACAGCACCGCUUUUCGUUACAUCACUGAUCCGACGCUCAACUCGCUGGAUAAAGAGGACUUCACUGUUCACGAGUACAUGAAUCAGAGCGUGAGUGGAACCGGCUGCAGCCGAUUGUCUGAGGCAGUAAAUCCAAACUAUGAGGAUCUGAGUUUGGGCUGGGGCGCCUCCUCACUUCCUGUUCUGCAGGAGGAUAAUAAGAUCUGCAGCCGAGUUCCAGAGGGACCAGAAUACCUGAACACCACCCAAAACACGCUCCCCCUGGCUGCUUGGAACAGCCUUGACAACCCAGACUACCAGGCCAACUUCCUGCCGCAGGAUGACCCCUCUUCUUUCACCGCUGAUGGUGCGUUCCUCCCGGCCGCCGAGAACCUAGAGUACCUGGGUCUGGGAGCUGCACUGCACGCUCCGGUCCGCUAGAGGCCAGGCACCCGCAGACUGAAGCUAACUGGAAGUUGCAGCUACACUGGAACUCAACCUCUGCACACUGCGUGUUGCUCAAUGGCACACUAACAGAGAGCACCAUGAAAGCCAAACAACAUCAGCUGCUGCUGUCAGGAUUCCCACAGAUACUCGUCCAUCUGUCUAAUGUGUUUUCUAAUGUUGACUAAUGUUUUCUGUCUGCGUCUCAGUAGAAAAUCCAUAGUUUAGUGACAUGAUGGAUGAAGAGACACAAACACACAAAAUGUCUAAGAUUUGUCCACUCCCUGUCUCUGUAUCCUGCACUUGUCGAUAUUUGCUUCUUUGUUUAUACUAAAAACCUGAUGGAAAUUAAAUUAAGUAAGAAACUGUUCAGGUUUGAAAAUCUGCAGGAAGUAAUUAUUGUGUAAUUAUAAAAAAUAUUAUUGAAAAAGUGAUGAAAAGAAUUAAAGUUUGACAGAAAAUG